Messenger RNA from Conger conger (European conger), 1873 nucleotides. Its product is annotated as alpha-enolase. NCBI's taxonomy places the organism in Eukaryota, Metazoa, Chordata, Actinopteri, Anguilliformes, Congridae. Gene Ontology annotation, cellular component: phosphopyruvate hydratase complex. The coding region runs from base 168 to 1469 and encodes 433 amino acids. The record is from RefSeq and is a predicted model, not a curated record. The transcript has 12 exons. Gene Ontology annotation, biological process: glycolytic process. Gene Ontology annotation, molecular function: magnesium ion binding; phosphopyruvate hydratase activity.
AGCCAAUCAGAUGGCGAGUAAGCCUUGCCCAUGCUCCAUUUCGGAUGUGAAUCACUUCUAAAGGAUCUGAACUUGAACUCCAUCCUUCUCUGUGCCUAGCCUCCUGCCCGCAUAAAGACGCUCAUCUCCACUCUUUCACAAAGCAGACUUUAACGAGAUCCAUCACCAUGUCCAUCCUGAAGAUCCACGCUCGUGAGAUUUUCGACUCCCGUGGGAACCCCACCGUGGAGGUCGACCUCUACACCAAAAAAGGUCUGUUCAGAGCGGCCGUGCCCAGCGGCGCCUCCACUGGCAUCUAUGAGGCCCUGGAGCUCCGUGAUAACGACAAGACCCGCUACAUGGGAAAAGGCGUGAAAACAGCCGUUAAAUAUAUUAAUGAGUUCUUGGCACCAGCUUUGUCUAAACAGAACGUGUCCGUCUUGGAGCAGGAGAAGGUGGACAAGCUGAUGCUGGACAUGGACGGCACAGAGAACAAGUCCAAAUUCGGUGCUAACGCCAUCCUGGGCGUGUCCCUGGCGGUGUGCAAGGCCGGCGCAGCAGAGAAAGGCGUCCCCCUGUACCGCCACAUCGCUGACCUGGCCGGGAACGCCGAAGUCAUCCUCCCAGUGCCUGCCUUCAACGUGAUAAACGGAGGCUCCCAUGCCGGGAACAAGCUGGCCAUGCAGGAGUUCAUGAUCCUCCCCGUGGGAGCCAGCAGCUUCAAGGACGCCAUGCGCAUCGGCGCCGAGGUCUACCACAACCUGAAGAACGUCAUCAAGGAGAAGUACGGCAAGGACGCCACCAACGUGGGCGAUGAGGGCGGCUUCGCCCCCAACAUCCUGGAGAACAAGGAGGCUCUGGAGCUGUUGAAGAACGCCAUCGCCAAGGCCGGCUACUCAGAUAAGAUCGUCAUUGGCAUGGACGUGGCUGCCUCCGAGUUCUACAAGGACGGGAAAUACGACCUGGACUUCAAAUCCCCCGACAACCCCAGCCGCUACAUCAGCCCUGAUCAGCUGGCCGACCUCUACAAGAGCUUUGUCAAGGACUACCCAGUGGUCUCCAUCGAGGACCCAUUCGACCAGGACGACUGGCCCGCCUGGUCAAAGUUCACCGCCAGCACCAGCAUCCAGGUGGUGGGAGAUGACCUGACGGUGACCAACCCCAAGCGCAUCGCCAAGGCGGUGUCGGACAAGGCCUGCAACUGCCUGCUGCUGAAGGUCAACCAGAUCGGCUCGGUCACGGAGUCCCUGCAGGCCUGUAAGAUGGCGCAGUCCAGCGGCUGGGGAGUGAUGGUCAGUCACCGCUCAGGGGAGACUGAGGACACCUUCAUCGCUGACCUGGUGGUGGGGCUCUGCACUGGCCAGAUUAAGACUGGAGCACCUUGUCGAUCAGAGCGUCUGGCCAAGUAUAAUCAACUUCUCAGGAUUGAAGAGGAGCUGGGAGACAAGGCUCGCUUCGCUGGCAGAAACUUCCGGAACCCUAUGAAGUGAAGUUGCCCUCUCCCCCCGGGCGCUAAAGCCCCCCACACAAGCCGCACUCAGUCGCUUGUUCUAGACAGAAGGCAGUUGGAAUGGCAUUGAACGUACCCAAAUCUAGGCUAUUGCUAAGAAUAUUCCACCUUUGUGUAACCUUCUGCCCCCCCCCCGAGGCUUUGGCUUGUCAAUAACACUAGUCCUUUAAACUGUGUUUUUGUAUUGUGUGCAAGGUCCUAGUUUGUUUGAUCCUUGUCGUACUUGAGACGUAGUGAUUUGUGUUUUGUGUCAGUCAGUUUUUAGUCGAGACUUAAGUCAGCUAUAGCACUGAGAAUAUACGCAAUGUGUCGCCUUUCUGAAGUCACACCAUUGCUUGUAUGUGUGGCAUAACCAUGAAAUAAACAGUCGUCCAUAAAAUCGAA